AAUUAACUGUACGUCGUUCGAGACUGGACGAACGACAAGUCUACCACCCGUCUUUCCUUAAAACCGAAAAGCGCAACUUGCCUUACUCCUUCUUUCUCCUCUACUCACCUCUCCCUGUGACUCCUCCCCUUCAAAGUAAAACACUCUCAAGGAGAUAGGGCGCAUUCCCAACGGCCACUUCCAAGGCUCCGACGGCGACUUUAUGGAACAUUCAACAACGUACUAAUAAAGCUUUCUCUGCACAAGUCUUCAAACACCACCGCCGCCACCACCGCCACCACGACGCCCGACGACACACCGAAACCCCUCCCCGGCAGCUCGACGCUUCAACAGCAACCCGAAUCCAACUACACGAACCCCCUCCGAAAUCAACUUGAAAUGACCGACAUCUCGACAGUAGCUGCCAACGCCCGCGCCGAGCGCCGCAGCAAGUACCACGAGGCCGAUGUCGUCGUCGUCGGCGCUGGUGUUUUUGGCUGCGCCAUUGCCUACGCCUUGGGCCAGCAGGGGAGAAGCGUCAUCUUGCUCGAGAGGUGGAUGAAGGAACCUGACCGCAUUGUCGGCGAGCUUCUGCAGCCUGGCGGCAUCGUCGCCCUGCGCCAAUUGGGUCUGGCCGACACCCUUGAGGGUAUUGAUGCCAUGCCCUGCAGCGGCUACAAAGUCAGCUUCCACGGCGAGGGAGUCGACAUUCCCUACCCCUCCUUUGACGAGAACGGGCGCAUGAUCCACCCCUCCAACAGCACCGAGUCGACGUCUUCGAGCGCAAAGCAGAAGGAGGGCCGCUGUUUCCACCACGGUCGCUUCAUCAUGAACCUCCGCAGGGCUUGCCAGAGGCAGGAGAAUAUCACCAUUUUCGAGACCGAGGUGACGGCAACGGUACGCGGCGACGACCAGAACACUGUCCUGGGCGUCAGGUCCAAGACGACGGAUCCCGUGACGGGUGACAAGAAGGACGACUAUUUCUUUGGCCAGCUGACCAUCAUCGCCGACGGCUACGCCUCCAAGUUCCGCAAGGAGUGCCUUCCUGAGGUCCCCACGGUCAAGUCCAAGUUCUAUGCACUCGAGCUCAUCGACGCCCCCAUGCCAUCGCCCGGGUACGGCCACGUCGUCAUCGGCAAGGCCUUCCCCGUCCUCAUGUACCAGAUCGGCACCCACGAGACCCGCGCCCUCAUCGACGUGCCUGCCAACAUCCCCGAGGCUGCGCCCGCCGCCGGCGGCGUCCGCGGCUACAUCAAGAAUGUCGUUAUGCCGUCCCUGUCGCCCCAGAUGCGGCCGUGCUUCGAGGCCGCCCUCGCCGACGGCAAGAUCCCCCGCUCCAUGCCUAACUCAUAUCUGCCUCCCUCGCGGCAGACGGCGAACGGCAUGCUCCUCCUCGGCGAUGCCCUCAACAUGCGUCACCCCCUGACGGGCGGUGGCAUGACCGUUGCCUUCAACGACUGCGUCAUCCUGUCCGACCUGCUCCACCCCUCGCGCGUGUCUGAUCUUGCCGACCCCGUCGCCAUCAAGAACGUGAUGCGCGAGUUUCAUUGGCGCCGCAAGAGCCUGACUUCCAUCAUCAACGUGCUGGCCAUGGCCCUGUACGCCCUAUUUGCCGCUAACGACCGCCAACUGCGCGCCCUGCAGAUGGGCUGCUUUCAAUACUUUCACCGUGGUCACGCCGCGGAGCCCAUGGCGCUCAUGGGCGGCCUCAUGCACCAACCGUCUAGGCUCGCCUACCACUUUUUCAGCGUCGCCUUCCUCGCCAUCUGGCUCAACGCCCUUGACGUCAUGAGCGGCAGCGUCUUUGGCUUCCUCAAGGCGCCCCUGGCGCUCAUCGAUGGCAUCCUGAUUCUCUGGAGAGCAAGUGUUGUGUUCUUGCCCGUCAUGUGGCGUGAGCUGAGAUAGAGAUAUGUAGGCGAUUGAUGGGGGAAACCCCACGGUUAUUAGAUUAGACAUGAGCGAGAGGCGUUGGCGGAAUGAGUGAUGAACCAACUAAAGACAAGAAGGAAAUGGGAUUUGGAAUCCUCCUUCCGGGGUCCUAUGUUAGGAGGAUCCUCGGGCUGUACAUAUACACAUACACAUACGACGAACCAUGUUUGGGACGGAAGCGGAUCAUUGGAUCACUGGGUGUAGAUACAGGCGUAUUAGGCCGCAUUGUAAUCUUAAUAU
Molecule: messenger RNA, 2148 nt
Organism: Colletotrichum destructivum
Lineage: Eukaryota; Fungi; Ascomycota; Sordariomycetes; Glomerellales; Glomerellaceae
Product: Putative FAD dependent oxidoreductase, squalene epoxidase, FAD/NAD(P)-binding domain superfamily
Exons: 1
Coding region: 379-1884 (501 amino acids)
Biological process (GO): ergosterol biosynthetic process
Cellular component (GO): membrane; endoplasmic reticulum
Molecular function (GO): flavin adenine dinucleotide binding; squalene monooxygenase activity
Source: RefSeq, a predicted model, not a curated record